AUGACCGCCCUGCACAGCCCUACCCUACGGUGUACAGGUUCCGGCCCCCUUGCGACCAUUGUGUUCCGGAGGCGGUUAGGUCCACCCCGGCGAGCCGUCCGGUCAACCCUCGACUCGGGGGCAGUGGUUGGCCACUUCUCGCUCUCCGAAGAUCCGGAACCACAAGAAUCUGUCUACACCAAGCAACUGCCCACACUAUCCCCUCAGCGCGAUACCAUACAGCAAUCAGAGUCUCCACCCUUGCAUGGGAGGAAUUCCGAUGAGCUGUCACUCGACCAUGACUCCAUUCCCGAGCUCCAUGUAGACCGGCUCCUUGCAGGUGCCCAAACAUCUCGCAUACCUGCGACACAACAGGGCACUCCUAGCGGUAGUGGUCUGGGUUUUGUGAGGGUAAGUGGCCGACAUAGUUUGACCUUCUUCACAGACGCAAGACUCCAGUCACUUUCCGCAUGCCUGGGAAACAAUAGGGUGAACGAACUUGUUGGCCGCAUUGCGGUCAAUAUCAACAGCCGCGUAAGGCAGGUUGACCCCUUGUACACUGCCGUCCGUCGCCGGGUCCAAAGUCCUAGCCUCCAACUACCUGACAAGAACCUGGCCGCAUCUUACAUUCAACUUUAUUUUGACAAAGUACAUCCCGUUUACCCCUUCCUCGACCGCGCCGCCUUCGAAAAGACCGCCCUUAGCGCGGAGCUAGCCCAGGUCCUCACCAACAGCAAGCCCUGGCUAUGCAUGUACCACGCCGUCCUGGCCAUCGGCUGCCAGCACGCCAACGGCGGCAGCUUCGAGCCUGGCAAGGGCGAGGACUGGAAGCUCUUCGUCGUCGCUACCGCCGUGUUCUCGGACCUGGUGCUCCUCCCCGACUCCCUCAUCACUCUGCAGGCCCUCACAGCCAUGGCUGUCUACGGCGCCAGCCUCAGCGGCCUAGCUCUAGAGCACGCCAUCCUCAACGAGGCCGCCCGCCGCGCCCAGAACCUGCCUACUGCGAGCUUGAGCGCGCAGGAGAUGCAAACGUACCAGAAGACGUUUUGGAUCUUGUACGGCCUGGAAAAAACUUCUAGUUUCCACUAUGGACGAAGCUCGGGCUUCGUCGACUACGACAUCUCCUGCCCCAUCCCCUACGUCCCGGAAUCCGUCUUUGGCGAAUUCAACUGGUUCCUGGCCCUGAUCCGCCACGCCCGCCUCCUCUCGCGGGCCUACACCUCCCUCUUCUCCGCCGGCGUGUCGGGCAAGCCCAGCGCCUACCACCUCGAGACCAUCACCCAGCUGCGCGAGGAGCUCGACAGCUGGCGCAUGUCUCUGUCUGACACGGGCUUCCGCCCCGGUGGCUUGGUGAGGCUGCAGGCCGUCACGGGGCCCAGGACGCGGCCCCUCGCCCUGUACAUGCACUACAUGUACUAUAGCUUCGCCGCGACGCUAGCCCGCACGGCGUUGCUUUACCUACCCGAAUCGAGAGAGGCCGACGCCCUUGCGCAACGAUGCGAAAAUACUACGAUAAUUAUCCAGAGCACGAGGUCGGUGCUUGAUCUCACGGCCCUUAUCGAGGUGGAGCCGUACACGCCUAGUCUCAUCAUCGCCGCCGUCCCCGUCACCGCCCUCUUCACCCUCUUCGACUUCGUCAUCCACAACCCCCUCCAGCCGGACACGUGGUCCAACCUCGCCCUCCUCGAGAUGGUCGGCGGCCACUUUAGCCGCAUCGAGUACGCCACCGGCGGCUCCAUGCCCGGGACGCUGGUCUCCGAGUUCUCCCACAUCGCCCGCGACUACGUCAAGGAGGCCCAGCGCCGGACGGGCGCGCCGGUGGGGAACCCGCACGCUCUUUUUGUCACUCCGGGGACCGCUGCUCCCGUGUCGACGGGCUUAGCGGCGGAUUCGUGUGCCAAGGGCGAGGCGCCGCUUGGCGACGAGAACCAGAAACAAAUCGAACACGGGUCACAACACCUCAUGAUUGACGUACCCAGCGUACCGCGAAUACCGUUCAUAGAUAAUGUUCAAUUCCCGGUAUCGUCUGCCCCUCAUGACGGAUUCGUCCUCCAAGGCCCGGGCAUGGCUGGCACGGAUGUCAUGGGGUUGUUCAGCUACGUCAUUCCGGAAAUAGACUCCAUGCUCUACGACGACUAUGUAGGCAGUUGA
Parascedosporium putredinis is the source of this 2130-nucleotide messenger RNA. The record is from the annotation of a GenBank genome assembly. Lineage: Eukaryota; Fungi; Ascomycota; Sordariomycetes; Microascales; Microascaceae.